CGUUUGCAGUGUCCACAGAAGUAGCAGGCCGUGCUGGGUGCGAUAGAAGCUCUGCUCUUGACAGAAUUGGACCAGAGCUGAAGAGGUGCUGACCUUACCAAACAGCAGAAGAAGAAACCAUUGAAGCAUGUCGUACGGAGAUCGGCAAACAAGUGCAGCCCUUCGGGGAUGGGUGGGACUGGUGUCCUUCCUUCAGCUGGGCGUGGCCCUGGCGGUGAUCCUGAUCACCUACUUCAAGCUGUCGCACAUCUCCAACUUCUCAGUGGAUGCCAGCGCGCGCACCUACAACGUCACAGGGACCUGCCUGCUCAACGCAGACACCUCAAAGGCAGACAUGUGCAUCUAUGCCUACACCAUCUCUGGUGUUAGUAUCAUUGCCACACUUAUUGUGGCCCUCUUCCUGUGCUGCACCUGUGACCUCUGCGGCUGCGGCGCGGUUCUGGAAUUCCUCUUUGCGGGAGCCGGCACUGCCUGGUGGGCCAUUGGCGCAGUCGUGAUCAUGAAGCGCUCGUUCGAGGCAGACAAUGCUAAUGUGGCCCAGCACGACUGGCGCAUGGCGGAGUGGAUCAUCUGCUGGGUCGGCUGCGGCCUCUUCCUUCUUCUGGCCCUCCUGUCAUUCGCGCGGAUGAUUGCUGGUCUGUGCGCAUGCUGCGGUGGCGGCAACAAGCGGUAUCCUUGAAAUGACGCGACAAAUUGUUCUGCUAUCACCCGACACUCCUAGGAAGUGAUGAGGGAGUCGCAAGGAAUUCCUUCGAAGGGAUGACCCGCAGGCAGGAAGGAAUGAACCCAGUUCUGCUGAGAUUGAACUCUUUGUCUCAAAAGUCUCACCUGAUAAUUAAAUGAAUGAGCUAGCCCCUGCCAGUGGCCCUGGAGAACUAAUAUGCUCAUCCCCUGCCCCUGCACUUUUCCGAUUUUGGACUCGGCUACUGUAGGGCUGCAGCGGGCUUACGGAAUUAUUGCGAGAGUACGGUAUAUUCAGUACACCAUAAUUAGCAGGGGUCUACUUGCGGUGUGUCAGCAGGGUGCUGAAAGGACUGGAUGUUGCGUGUACACAGUACGGGCUGCAAUGUUGCCUUUUCUUUUUAUUCCGAUCAAUUUUGUUUCGUACAUUCUGCUUAUUUCAUGAUAUGGGACACUUUAGAAGCAUCCUCACCCAGUGCUCUGUUCAUGCUUGCGCAGACAGUUUUUUCUGAAGCGCAACCACUGUAAAGAAUCUCAGACUGCAG
This is a messenger RNA of Coccomyxa subellipsoidea C-169, 1226 nucleotides long. RefSeq lists its product as hypothetical. Lineage: Eukaryota; Viridiplantae; Chlorophyta; Trebouxiophyceae; Coccomyxaceae. Bases 128 to 679 code for a protein of 183 amino acids. The record is from RefSeq and is a predicted model, not a curated record. The transcript is spliced from 7 exons.